Gossypium arboreum is the source of this 1068-nucleotide messenger RNA. Its product is annotated as probable protein phosphatase 2C 35. The annotation marks the transcript as partial. NCBI's taxonomy places the organism in Eukaryota, Viridiplantae, Streptophyta, Magnoliopsida, Malvales, Malvaceae. Gene Ontology annotation, biological process: protein dephosphorylation. The transcript has a single exon. Gene Ontology annotation, cellular component: nucleus; cytosol. The record is from RefSeq and is a predicted model, not a curated record. Gene Ontology annotation, molecular function: cation binding; protein serine/threonine phosphatase activity.
CAUGGCUGUGUUAAUGGAAAGUGUUGUAGUAGAUAUCCAUCAUCACCAGAUGGUGGUUCAGAUCUCUGUGGAGAAUUGAGACCUUACAAAAGCAAACACAUUCUUACACAACCGUCAUUGGAGAUAGUUCAUGUUCCAUCUCACAACUUUACUCUGCAGUAUUCAAUUUUAACACAACUUGUUUAUUACCAGGACACAGUUGAAAGGGAACACCAAGAUAGUUUCUGUAUCAAAACACAAAUUCAAGUUAACCCAAAUGUUCAUGUCUUUGGUGUAUUUGAUGGACAUGGUCAAUACGGUGCUCAAUGUUCAAACUUUGUCAAUGAUAUACUUGUAGAAAUAUUAUCCAGUGACUCCACUUUGUUGGAUGAUCCUUUAAAAGCUUAUACUUCAGCAUUUCUAGCAAUAAAUUCUGAGUUACAUGAUAGUGAGAUUGAUGACACUAUGAGUGGUACCACAGCAAUAACUGUCCUUGAUGUUGGGGAUACUCUUUAUGUUGCUAAUGUUGGUGAUUCAAGAGCUGUGAUUGCUGUUAAGAAUGGGAAUCAAAUAUUGGCUGAGGAUUUAUCUGUGGAUCAAACGUCAUUUAGGAAAGAUGAAUAUGAAAGGGUGAAGCUUUGCGGGGCCAGGGUUUUGAGUAUUGACCAAGUUGAAGGCUUUAAAGACCCAAAUAUUCAAAAUUGGGGUGAAGAGGAAAAUGAAGGUGGUGAUCCUCCAAGGUUGUGGAUUCCAAAUGGAAUGUAUCCCGGGACUGCAUUUACAAGAAGUGUAGGAGAUAGUACAGCAGAAAAGAUAGGUGUGAUUGCUGAUCCUGAGAUUUCUGUAAUUAAACUUACACCAAAUCAUCUAUUUUUUGUUGUUGCAAGUGGUGGAGUUUUUGAGUUUCUACCUAGCCGAACUGUUGUCAACAUGGUACGAUAUUCAUGCAAAUCUUUGGAAUUAAUAAAUUGCUAUUACAUUUCCAAUUUGCUUGUAAUACUAUUUAUAUAUCCGUCAUUCAUAUGUUGGCAUUCAAGUGUUUCCUCAUGUGAGAUUUGUUUGCUUUGUAUAUUCACAAGCAACCGCUGA